AUUCUAAUGAAAGUGAUUAUGUGCACAGUUGAAUUUAGAGUAUGCUCUUGUAUUCGUUUGAUUAUGUACUUGGAGUAAUUUAUUACAAAAAUGGUUCAGAAUACCCUUUGCUCGUUUUGUGCGAAAUAUUUAUUGUAUGCUAAAAUUAACCACGGGUGCUGAUGGUUGCUGCCAGGAUGUUUUGGGAGGUAUUUGGCAGCUAUAGAAAUGGGUUCUUCACUUGCAACAGAUGUUCUUAAGUAAGACAGACAGACUGCCUUUUCAAUCUUGUGAAGUUUGAGAUCAUCGGGUAGCGCGGCAUGGCUGGUUUCAAACGGGGUUAUGAUGGAAAGAUCGCUGGGCUGUAUGAUAUGGACAAAACCCUGGGUAGGGGCCAUUUUGCAGUCGUGAAGCUCGCCCGUCAUGUCUUCACAGGUGAGAAGGUAGCAGUUAAAGUUAUUGAUAAAACCAAACUAGAUACUCUAGCCACUGGGCACCUUUUCCAGGAAGUUCGGUGCAUGAAGUUGGUGCAGCAUCCAAACAUUGUUCGCCUGUAUGAAGUGAUUGACACACAAACCAAGCUUUAUCUGAUACUUGAGCUGGGCGAUGGAGGAGACAUGUUUGAUUAUAUAAUGAAGCACGAGGAAGGCCUUAGUGAAGAGCUGGCUAAGAAGUACUUUGCACAAAUAGUUCAUGCGAUAUCAUACUGUCACAAACUCCAUGUAGUUCACAGGGACCUGAAACCAGAAAAUGUGGUCUUCUUUGAGAAACAAGGACUUGUGAAACUCACUGACUUUGGAUUCAGUAAUAAGUUUCAGCCUGGGAAGAAGCUGACUACUAGCUGUGGGUCACUUGCAUAUUCUGCACCAGAGAUACUGCUGGGCGAUGAGUAUGAUGCACCUGCAGUAGACAUCUGGAGCUUGGGAGUAAUUCUUUUCAUGCUGGUUUGUGGUCAGCCCCCAUUUCAAGAAGCCAAUGAUAGCGAGACCCUUACCAUGAUCAUGGACUGCAAGUAUACUGUACCAACACAUGUCUCCAAGGACUGCAGAGAUCUGAUUACCCGGAUGCUGCAGAGAGAUCCAAAACGUAGAGCAUCUCUGGAAGAGAUUGAGAACCAUGCAUGGCUCCAGGGAGUUGAUCCGUCACCUGCAACAAAGUACAAUAUUCCCCUUGUCUCGCACAAGAACCUGUCAGAAGAGGAACAUAACAGCAUAAUACAGCGCAUGGUCCUUGGUGACAUUGCAGACCGAGAUAAUAUCAUAGAGGCUCUGGAGACCAACAAGUAUAAUCACAUCACUGCUACUUACUUCCUUCUGGCUGAAAGGAUCCUAAGAGAAAAACAAGAAAAGGAAUUGCAAAACAGAUCUACCAGCCCAAGUAACAUUAAAGCCCAGUUCAGGAUUGUCGAUACCACAGUCUGUGAGCAGCACCUUUCCAAAAGGCAAUCAUGGCCAACUAAAAUUGAUGUGCCACAGGAUCUUGAAGAUGACCUUACUGCUUCUCCUAUAUCCCAUUCUACUGUUCCUCAGUCUCCAGCACGCACUACAGACUCAAUACUAAAUGGACAUAGAAAUAAAGCAUCUACUGAACCGGUGAAAAAAGAGGAUACCCCUGAUCUUGCAGGAGCAGCUGCACUGAUGACAGCGGGUGCUUUGAUUAAGCCCACAACAAGUGGACUGACCUGCCUGUUUAGGGUGGAGGAGGAUGAGGAGGAAGAGGAAGAAGAUAAAAAGUUGGCUUCUUCACAAGGUCAAGUAGUUUUACGUCGCAAACCUUCUAUUACAAACAGACUGACUUCCAGAAAAAGUGCACCUGUCCUUAACCAAAUCUUUGAAGAAGGAGAAUCUGAUGAUGAGUUUGACAUGGAUGAAAAUUUGCCCCCAAAACUUAGUCGUUUAAAAAUGAACAUUGCCUCACCUGGCACAGUACAUAAGAGGUAUCACCGGAGGAAAAGUCAAGGCCGGGGCUCUAGCUGCAGUAGUUCUGAAACCAGUGAUGAUGAUUCAGAGAGCCGAAGACGACUAGAUAAGGACAGUGGGUUUACAUACUCAUGGCAUCGUCGAGACAGUAGUGAAGGCCCACCUGGUAAUCAAGGAGAUGGUGGUGGCCAGGGUAAGCCAAGUAAUGGAGAUGCAGGAAUGGACAGAAGUAGCCCUGGUGAUGAUGAUAAAGGUGGAGGCAGCCCCUCUAGCAGUUCCAGUGGUACUACAAACACCACUUCUGGCUCCACACGCAGCUGCUCUGCAUCAGGGAACUCCUCUUCCCCAAAAUGUGCGGGGGAACUUAUUGAGAGUUUAAAACUGAUGGGUCUCUGCCUGAGCUCUCAGUUUAAUGGCAGCAGCAAAUACAUAAUUGAUCCUCUUAAUAGUCUAUCUUUUUCCAGUGUAAAGGUCCAAGAGAAGUCCGCCUGGAGGAUGUGCAUAAACUCUAAUGGGAAUACAGACAAGUCUCUAACUACAUGCAGCACAAAAAAAUUUUUGGACCAAACAGCAGAUACAGUGAAUGAACUAGAACUGAUAAAGGAAAACAACAUGAACUUGAAAAACAACAUCUUACAACUACCUCUCUAUGAAAAGACUAUCUCUGUGAAUAUUCAGCGAAAUCCCAAGGAUGGUCUGCUUUGCACUUCCAAUCAGACCAACUGUUGUCAAGUCAUUUGACCAAGUUGUGACUCAGUAGCUUGUUUUACUUGAUUCCAUUUUUUCUUGUGCAGAACUGUGAAUACCUUCUUUUGGUGCACCCCCUUUUUGUUGUCUUAACAUUUUAAAUGGGCUCUAUGGGCAGUUAUUUAUUGCUAUGAAUUUUAAUUUGCGUGUGCUAGGUUGUAUGACAAUGCAUGGUCCUUGUGCAUGCUGCUAGGCAGUCUCCUUUUCUGUUAUCCAUGUGACUUAGUUAUUUUAUUGCGUUACUUCUGCUUUUGCAUCCUUUAAGUGCAAAAUUGAAUCCAGGUCGGUGUUUCUUAAGCUAAACAUUAAUGAAGCAGAUUGUUGCUUCAUAUAUAGCACUUAAGCUAAAAGAAGCAUCAUUUGUGUAGUGAUAUGUUGAUUCUUGUUCUGAACUUCUUUGUUUCUGAUAUGUGAUAGGGUGGUAUGUGUCAGUGUGUAAACCCAGAACCAAAGCAAUAAUGUAAUUCUGAAAACUCUUGAGGGAGCUUUCGGAUAUUCCAAGGCUUGUACAAAGCAAAAAUGCACUGGAAGUUACUUAUCUUGAAGUGUACCAACCUGAUCUUAACAGUCUUAUGUUAUAGUAAAAUAUGUGUUGUUGAUAGCAUUUCAGCCUGAUAUUACCAGAUCCCUAGUAUUACUAGCUGGAAAAGGCUGAAGACAAACAGUAGUCCAUGAAGGACUAUAAAGGAUCAUUAGGAAGGACUAUAAAAGAUCAAUAGAACUUUGUUCAUCUUACAGUCAGACAAUCCUGUUUUAAAGUACUUAGACAAGUUGUAUAUACCGUAUAUGUGACUUUGAGUUAAUAUACUGUAUUCAUAAUUUCUAAGUUUUAUUCUUAAAGAUAAGAAACAGUCUUACACAUUACCUCAGUUGCUAGUAUUCUGUUCUGUGCAUCAUAGAAAUCUAAAAUUUUAGCCAUUUUUUUCCUUUGAUUUUGUGAUACCCUAAAUAUAGCAUAGCUGUUUUGUGUGUUAAAAGGGAUGGGAGCAUUCUGUUGACUCUGGGGUUAAACACCUUUUACUCUGAAUUUAAUUCUUAGUUAGUAACAGGUAGCUGCUGCCUAGCUACUGAAGUUUAUUGCUGUACAUGUAUGACAUUAGACUGUUAUUGGUAAAGUAAUGACAUGUUUUAUAGUAUCUUAACUGCAAUCAUGAUAUUCUUUGAUUUUAAACUCAAUUCCAGCAUCACUGUGCGCAGUUGAAAAAGAGGUAGUGUUGAGCCUCAGACACUGCCUUCAGAACUUCCUGUUUCAUGCACUGCCAUGAAUUAAGACUGGUUAAUUUAAACAGGAAGUCCAUAUGGUGUAGAGGUAAAAAGUAAGUUGCCGAAGUGGUUCCCCACCCAGUAGCAUUUCUGGUGUUUACCAUGCCAUUCUCCAGCUUAGAUAACAUAGAGCACUGCUCAGAAUACAGUGAAGCAGAAAAAUCUAUUUAGAUUUUUUCGGUCUUUGUUUCAGCCUUAUGUGGAUACAUUAAAAGUACUGUUUUAGAUUUUUAUUGCUUAAUUAAAAUUACACUGUCCAGUAAUGCUAGUCGUGCCCUGUGCAUAAAAUGGUGCUACUUAACUGUACACCUAGCUGAGUUAGUUAUUAAGUGACAACAGUAGUGGAAAUGAUUUUAUUAAUAGAGUAGUUUAAUUAAGUCUGCCCACUGCAGAUUCACAGGAGUGUGUGUUUAUGUAUGUAUGUGGGAGUAUAUUUGUGUCUGUAUGAAAAGCUCUACAUAGGCUAAGCCGUGGAGCUUAUAAGCUUGAUAUUUUCAUCAGGGAUCAGUCAUCUCUGAAUGGCCAGAGCUGGGAUAUGUGGUUCACCACUAUAGAGUGCUUAAUAAAUGGCUGUACAUCAGAGGAGAGGAAGACAAGCUAUUGUAAGGGCAUUGGCAAUAAUGUACUAGUUGCAGCUAAUUAUUUUUCCAAGUAUUGUAAAUAAUGUCAUUGUUCAUAUUUUAAGUUGUACAACCUUGGAAUGGCACCUUUAAUUAGUCCUAUGUGCAUUUUGUUUAAAAAAUUGUAAAUAAAGAUGUGUACAUAUAUGAUGCUUACAUUUAGAACAGCAGUGUUGACCAUGUAUGGUGCAAAGCUGUACUAUAGCCUUAUUAGUUGCCAAUAUGGUUGGCUGUCGCCCAGAGGGUACAAAAUGUUAGACUGUUGUCUGUCCACUUGUUCAUAGGUGAAUGAUUGUGCAUGUGUUGUAUGACAUCAUUAGAUGCAAGAAAGGAAGCAAGAGGAUAACCACUACAUUGCAAAUAUUAUUGGACCAAACCAUUUAGUAUCUCCAGAUGUCUCAUCUUGUACCUUUUUACCUGUCCUGAAAAAUGCAUAUAGUUGCAGUAAUGUGUAAAUUAAAUAUAUUGUGCAGAAAUGUAA
Protopterus annectens (West African lungfish) is the source of this 5009-nucleotide messenger RNA. It is a transcript of the gene SNRK, whose product is annotated as SNF related kinase. Gene Ontology annotation, molecular function: tau-protein kinase activity; ATP binding; protein serine/threonine kinase activity. Gene Ontology annotation, biological process: intracellular signal transduction; microtubule cytoskeleton organization; protein phosphorylation. Gene Ontology annotation, cellular component: cytoplasm. The record is from RefSeq and is a predicted model, not a curated record. The transcript is spliced from 7 exons. NCBI's taxonomy places the organism in Eukaryota, Metazoa, Chordata, Ceratodontiformes, Protopteridae. The coding region runs from base 300 to 2639 and encodes 779 amino acids.